Molecule: messenger RNA, 1476 nt
Organism: Cuscuta epithymum
Lineage: Eukaryota; Viridiplantae; Streptophyta; Magnoliopsida; Solanales; Convolvulaceae
Source: the annotation of a GenBank genome assembly
AAAAAGUCAAAAAAAUGAUGGGAAACAAUAAGAUAUGGAAAAACGAUUCUCGUGCUCCAAACACGCCAUAAGUCUCUGUAUAGUGAAAUAUCCCUUCUGCCCUACGCCGUCUUCUACCUUCCGCUUGAUCAUACUUCCCCUAUUUCAAUUUCGGUACUGCUUUAUAAAUUAUACUCCGUAUUAUAUCUAUAGAUAGUCCAUAUACACACACACACACAUAUAUUCACAUUUCAUAUAAUUUAUUCAUAUUCGUUUCGUGACGAAAAAGCUCUCGUUUUUGGGUGUGUGUGAGACAGUUUUGUAUCUCUAUCAGUGCUCUCUUAGCAGUUGAGAGUUUGCACAGAGAUGGACGGUGGCGGACAAUAUAAUCCUCGGACUGUAGAGGAGGUUUUUAAGGAUUACCGGGGCCGCCGUGCUGGAAUGAUCAAAGCCCUCACUACCGAUGUGGAGCAAUUUUAUCAUCAGUGUGACCCAGAGAAGGAAAACCUUUGCCUUUACGGAUUUCCUAGUGAGCAGUGGGAAGUUAAUUUGCCUGCUGAGGAGGUGCCUCCAGAGCUUCCAGAGCCAGCGUUAGGUAUUAACUUUGCGAGAGAUGGUAUGCAAGAAAAGGACUGGGUGGCACUUGUUGCUGUUCACAGUGACGCAUGGCUACUUUCUGUUGCUUUCUAUUUUGGUGCCAGAUUUGGUUUCGACAAAAAUGACAGGAAACGGCUCUUCAGUAUGAUAAAUGAUCUCCCGACACUGUUUGAAGUGGUAAGCGGAGCUGCCAAAAAGCAAGUCAAAGACAAAUCAUCAGUCACUAACAACAAUAGCGGCAGCAAAUCAAAGUCAAACUCUAAGGCUAAAUACACAAAGGUGCAACAACCAAAGGACGAGGAAGUUGAUGGAUUUGAAGAAGAAGAGGAAGAAGAUGGAGAGGAGGAUGAGCAUGGGGACACCUUGUGUGGGGCGUGUGGGGAGAACUAUGGCACAGAUGACUUUUGGAUUUUCUGCGACAUAUGCGAGAGGUGGUUUCACGGCAAGUGUGUGAAGAUCACUCCGGCCAGGGCUGAACACAUAAAGCAGUACAAAUGCCCUUCAUGCUGUAACAAGAGGGCACGACCUUGAUGGUGAUGGUGAUGAUGAUGAUCUCUGCUCCACGACACAUGCUGGGUGUUUUUAACUCAUUGUAUUUGUCUGGUGUUGCUGAGCUUCAUCUUUAUAUCUCCUUCAUCCAUCUCACAGCAUCAGCUAGGCAUGUGUAUGCGAGUUCUUUCUGGUCUUUACUCUUGGUUAUUUUCAGGAUAAUUUAUUUAAUAUGUAGUAGUUAAUUUGGAAGUUGGACAUAGUUACUUUUAGUCUUUGUAAGGACAGUUUGUUUCGGUGAUUGAUUAAUGACAUCUCAUAUUGCAAUCAAUAAUGCCUCUCUCGGUUUCAGUACAGUUGGCUCUGCAAUCAGCAUAGUGCAUCCCAUGUUAUAUCAAAAUUGAAAUUCUC